AUGGAACACGAAAUAGACGGCUGGAUCGCACAAUUGAGCCAGUGCAAGCAGCUCUCGGAAGCAGAUGUAAAAAGACUAUGCGACAAAACACGGGAGAUUUUGAUGGAGGAGUCGAACGUUCAGCCUGUGAGGUGUCCGGUGACCGUUUGUGGAGAUAUUCAUGGGCAGUUCCAUGAUCUCUCUGAGUUGUUUCGCAUUGGGGGCAAUUCGCCAGAUACGAACUAUCUCUUCAUGGGUGACUAUGUCGACAGAGGUUAUUAUUCUGUUGAAACUGUGACAUUGCUUGUCGCCCUCAAGCUUCGGUACCGCGAUCGCGUAACCAUCUUGCGUGGAAACCACGAGUCCAGACAAAUUACGCAGGUGUAUGGAUUCUAUGACGAGUGCUUGCGGAAAUACGGCAAUGCGAAUGUGUGGCGCUUCUUCACAGACCUCUUUGACUAUUUGCCCCUUACCGCUCUGAUCGAAAAUCAGAUUUUCUGUCUUCAUGGAGGUCUCUCGCCGUCCAUCGAUACGCUUGACCACGUCCGUGGUAUCGACCGCGUACAGGAAGUCCCUCACGAGGGUCCUAUGUGCGACUUGCUCUGGUCAGACCCUGACGAUCGAUGUGGAUGGGGCAUUUCACCCCGGGGUGCUGGAUACACAUUCGGGCAAGAUAUUAGCGAGGCAUUCAACCAUAACAAUGGUCUAACCUUGGUUGCGCGGGCGCAUCAGUUGAUCAUGGAAGGGUAUAAUUGGAGCCAGGAUCGGAAUGUGGUCACUAUAUUCUCUGCACCAAACUACUGCUAUCGCUGCGGCAAUCAAGCAGCCAUAAUGGAGAUGGACGAAAAAUUAUCGUAUAGCUUCCUGCAAUUCGAUCCCGCGCCGCGUGUGGGAGAACCUCUCGUGUCAAGGCGUGUACCGGACUAUUUCUUGAACGCGUCCUCGAGCGACAAUUCAGCGAUGGCGGAACCACAAGCAAUGUAUGCGACCGACGAGUACGGUCGUCCCUUCAUCAUCCUCCGGGAGCAGGCUAAGAAGACUCGCAGUCACGGUGUGGAAGCAAUCAAGUCACAUAUUCUUGCGGCGCGUACCGUCGCGAACAUCAUCCGAACAUCGCUAGGCCCCCGAGGACUCGACAAGAUCCUCAUUUCACCUGAUGGGGACAUCACCGUGACAAACGAUGGAGCAACUAUCCUUAGUCAGAUGGAGGUCGAGCAUCAAAUAGCGAAGCUGCUGGUGCAACUGUCGAAAAGUCAGGACGAUGAGAUCGGUGAUGGCACGACUGGUGUGGUUGUGCUUGCUGGUGCUCUGCUUGAGCAAAGUGAAGCAUUGCUGGACCGAGGCAUCCACCCCAUCCGAAUAGCAGAUGGUUUCGAACGAGCAUGCUCAGUAGCAGUGGAACACCUAGAUAGGAUAUCUGAUAGAGUGGAAUUCUCCCUCUCGGACACUUCGAACCUCAUCAAGACUGCCAAGACCAGUCUCGGGAGCAAAAUUGUCUCAAAAGAGCAUGAAAAGUUUGCCGAGAUCGCGGUAGAUGCUGUCUUGUCGGUGACUGAUUUUGAGCGCAAAGAUGUUCCUUUUGACAUGAUCAAGGUUGAUGGAAAGGUCGGUGGUUCGCUCGCGGACACGGCACUCAUCAAGGGCGUCCUUGUGGACAAGGAUAUGUCCCACCCACAAAUGCCUUCUGUCGUGCGGGACGCAAAACUUGCCAUUCUCACCUGCCCGUUCGAACCCCCACGUCCAAAGACAAAGCAUAAACUGGACAUUACGAGCGUUGAAGAGUAUCGGCGGCUGCGUGAGUAUGAGCACGACAAAUUCCAGAGCAUGAUAAAAAUGGUGAAGGACACUGGUGCCAACCUCGUGAUUUGCCAGUGGGGUUUCGAUGACGAGGCAAAUCAUCUACUCAUGCAAAAUGACCUUCCCGCCGUGCGAUGGGUAGGGGGUCCAGAGAUCGAGCUCAUUGCAAUCGCCACAAAUGGGCGCAUUGUCCCCCGAUUUGAGGAUCUUAGUCCGGAGAAAUUGGGUAAAGCUGGACUCGUCCGCGAAGUCACCUUCGGCACGACCCGCGACAAAAUGCUCGUUAUCGAGGAAUGUGCAAACGCACGAACAGUGACCGUGUUCGUGAGAGGCAGCAAUAAGAUGAUUGUGGAUGAAGCCAAGCGUGCUUUACACGACGCACUGUGUGCUGUUCGUAAUCUCGUCGUUGACAACCGCGUAGUCUAUGGUGGCGGUGCCGCAGAUAUUAGCUGUUCUUUGGCUGUUGCAAAAGCCGCAGAUGAGAUUCCGUCAAUAGAGCAAUAUGCCAUGCGUGCAUUUGCUUCCGCAUUGGAUGCUGUUCCCCUUGCUUUGGCAGAGAACAGCGGGCUGUCUCCCAUUGAGACGCUCGCGGAGGUGAAAAGCCGACAAGUGAAGGAAGGUCAUUCAACACUCGGCAUUGAUUGUCUUGGCAGAGGCGAUAAUGACAUGAAGGAGCAAUUUGUGUAUGACCCAUUAAUUUCGAAACGGCAGCAAUAUUUGCUCGCGACACAGCUUGUCCGAGCUGUGCUGAAAAUUGAUGAUGUCAUUACUGCUGGGGAAGCAGAAGAAUAG
Molecule: messenger RNA, 2568 nt
Organism: Fibroporia radiculosa
Lineage: Eukaryota; Fungi; Basidiomycota; Agaricomycetes; Polyporales; Fibroporiaceae
Exons: 18
Coding region: 1-2568 (855 amino acids)
Biological process (GO): protein folding
Cellular component (GO): chaperonin-containing T-complex
Molecular function (GO): ATP-dependent protein folding chaperone; ATP hydrolysis activity; ATP binding
Source: RefSeq, a predicted model, not a curated record